AUAUGGACGCUUUCCGGAAGUGGCGCAGUGUGUUCUGUUGCUUGGAAGAUGGCGGCGAUGUUUACGUGUUGUCUCAACUGCUGCGGGGAUGGAGGCUCGGGACAUAUCCAACUUAAAGAAAUGCCCACUGUUCAGUUAGACACUCAUCGCAUGGGCACAGAUGUUGUCAUAGUGAAGAGUGGCCGCAGGGUAUGUGGCACUGGAGCGUGCCUGGCCAACGCUCCUCUGCACCAGAACAAAAGUUAUUUUGAGUUCAAGAUCCAGUCUACUGGUGUGUGGGGAGUGGGCGUGGCCACGCAGAAAGCCAAUCUCAAUCAAGUGCCUUUAGGCCGAGACUGCAACAGCCUCGUCCUGAGACAUGACGGCUGUGUCGUCUACAACAACGAAGAGAAGAACCGCCUGCCUGCCAACAAUCUCCCUCAGGAGGGCGACAUUGUGGGCCUCACGUACGAUCAUGUGGAGAUGAACUUGUAUCUGAAUGGGAAGAACAUGCAUUGUCCUGCAUCGGGGAUAAGAGGCACUGUGUACCCCGUUGUGUACGUGGACGACAGCGCCAUCUUAGACUGCCAGUUCAGUGACUUCUACCACACGCCUCCGCAAGGAUACGAGAAGAUCCUCUUUGAACAACAAAUCUUCUAAACGAGCGCCUUUUAUCAUUGUCAUUGUCACCCUCACACACCGUAUCACUUGUCAUGUUUUGAUUGCGAUUGGCUGAUCAUCUCUGGCCGAUGCCGCCCCCGUCGUUCCAGAAUGACCUCCAGAAUGCGUGGCCUUGAAGGAUGCUGAUUUGUUAUGAUUUUCCGCAUGUACGGAGGUCUUUUCCGAGUGGGGAGAAUGAUCCAGUUAAGAUUCCUGAUGAAUUCUAACACUUCCAGUAGCCUCCUAAGAUUUCCAAUCAAAGUGGAUGCUUUCAGGAUCAGAAGCCAUUUCUUGGGAUAUUUCUCCACAUGUGUCACAGAUCAAACGUCAAACAAUCUUAAUUCUUUUCUUUUAGUGAGUGGAUCACUUUCACCUUGCCUGAGUUUAUGAGGGUCACUAUCAAAACCGGGAAUAUGGCAAUUUGUGUGUUUGUAUGUUUUGAACUGACAAAAAAUAACAUGGUAGCUAUUGAGACUGAAAGACAAGUCAUUUCCCACAAACACCUGCUGAGCCCCUCCUCCAGAUAUGUAUACCUUGACAUCUUUUAUCACGUAUUUAUUCUUAAAUCUAUCAAUAUUAUCAAAAGUGGUGUCGCUCGGCUCUGAAGCUGAGAUGCUGUGUGCUUCAUAUUGUUGCAGCGGUUACGUUUCCAACUAUGUACUUGUCUUAGUUUGCACUGUGAUUGUACAAGCAAAUCCAAAUACUGUUGAUUAAACGUUUGUGUCUGCAGGAA
Molecule: messenger RNA, 1372 nt
Organism: Phyllopteryx taeniolatus (common seadragon)
Lineage: Eukaryota; Metazoa; Chordata; Actinopteri; Syngnathiformes; Syngnathidae
Product: SPRY domain-containing protein 7
Exons: 5
Coding region: 49-639 (196 amino acids)
Molecular function (GO): protein binding
Source: RefSeq, a predicted model, not a curated record